This is a messenger RNA of Hyaloscypha bicolor E, 2269 nucleotides long. Its product is annotated as acyl-CoA synthetase/AMP-acid ligase-like protein II. Gene Ontology annotation, biological process: fatty acid metabolic process. The record is from RefSeq and is a predicted model, not a curated record. NCBI's taxonomy places the organism in Eukaryota, Fungi, Ascomycota, Leotiomycetes, Helotiales, Hyaloscyphaceae. The coding region runs from base 184 to 2100 and encodes 638 amino acids. The transcript has 3 exons. Gene Ontology annotation, molecular function: medium-chain fatty acid-CoA ligase activity.
GGUACUUCGGGACACAAAUCUUUUCUUCACAUUUUCUCCAUUACUUCUUCCUUUAUUACAAUGCUCUCAUAACAUGAGCAUUGGAUUGGGAGAUUAGUCCCUACAAUGCGUUCGAUAUUCAGGUUCAAUGGCUCACUGUCGAGGUCCACGGUGCGGGGAAGUGUAAGCUUCGGGGGAGCCUCGAUGAGCUUGGGACUGAGCCCUGGGGCAGCAUUACACAGGCUGGGAAGGGAUCAAAGGAGGGGGCUGUUGACGGAGAGUUAUAGCAAGGGUCCUGAUUUCCCACCGCUUCUCCCCCAUACGAUCCCGCAACACUUCGCAGAAACCGUCUCCUCGCAUGGCGACCGAACGGCAGUCAUCUCUCGCAGCCAAAAGACACGAUUGAGUUACAGGGAGCUGGAUGAGCAGAGUAAUGUUAUUGCGGCGGGGUUGAGGGAGCGGGGUGUUAAAAAGGGAGAGAGAGUUGCCGUUAGUCUGGGGAACUCCUGGGAGUUUGCUGUUGUUACGUACUCCCUUUUCAAGCUUGGUGCUAUACUUGUUCCUCUGAAUCCAGCUUUCAAUUCUCCACAGGUCAUAGCGGCACUUUCGCAUCUUGAGGCUGCACAUUUGAUUAUUGGAACAGAGACGAAUUUGCCAUUCAAGAAACCGAGAGAGAAUGUUACUCUUCUAAAGCAGAUUGUUCCUGAUUUAGAGGCGGCGAAGGUCGAGUCUGCGAGCAUACCUUCGUUGCGGAAUAUCUUUCUGGUUAAUAACUCGGAGUCCCGGAUCGAUGUCUCGACUUUCUCAGCAACAACUCCAUUCGAGUCUCUUCUACACUCAACUUCGCAGAAUUGCAAAGCCAUCGUGCCAGAUUCUCCACUGGACAAAGACGAUAUCAUCAACAUCCAAUUCACAUCCGGGACCACCUCUUUACCAAAAGCAGCGUGUCUAACCCACCACUCCAUCCUCAACAACGGAUAUUUCAUCGGUGCCAGAAUGGGCUUACUCCCGACUGACAUAGUAUGCUGCCCACCCCCUCUCUUCCACUGCUUCGGCUGCAUCCUCGGCUACAUGGCAACCGCCACGCACGGGGCCGCUAUUCUCUUCCCCUCCGAAGCCUUCAACCCGACCGCUACCCUGCUCUCCAUCCAAGAAGAAGGCGCCACCGCCCUCUACGGCGUAGCAACCAUGUUCGUCGCGGAACUCGAACUCCUCGCCAACGGCACCGUCACCCACUCAGGCUUUGACAAGCUGCGCACCGGCAUCGCGGCUGGAUCCUCGGUCCCUAGUCACCUCAUGGAAAAACUUCAUAAGACGUUGAAUUUGACGGGCCUGACGAUUUGUUAUGGCAUGACGGAAACUAGUCCCGUGUCUUGUAUGACGACGCCUACAGACCCGAUGGAGAAGCGUGUUGGCUCCGUAGGGAAACUGCUUCCGCACGUAGAGGCAAAAGUCGUGUCCACGCACGACCGCACGAAAAUUCUCCCAGUUGGAGAGAAAGGAGAACUGGUCGUAGCAGGGUAUAAUGUGAUGAAAGGGUACUGGGGGGACAAAGAUCGCACCGAGGAAGUUCGCGUGGUUGAAAGAGUGUAUGAUGAUGAGGGGGGAAAGCAUAGGGAGAAAGUGUGGAUGCAUACUGGUGAUGAAGCGGAGAUGGAUGAGCUGGGUUACGUGAAGAUCACGGGCAGGAUUAAGGAUUUGAUUAUUAGAGGAGGCGAAAAUAUCCACCCGCUGGAGGUGGAGAAUGUGCUGUUCAUGCAUGAGGCUGUUAGUGAGGCGUCUGUGGUUGGACUGCCGGAUGAGAGGUAUGGGGAGUGCGUUGCGGCUUUUAUUGUCACUCACCACAGCGUUCAAGUGGGGCUUGACGAUGCGUUGGAAGGUGAUUCUUCUAUCGAUAACGUUGCUGGAAAUGGCGAGGGAGGAGAAGGCAAGGUCCUAACGAGAGACAUGGCGCGCGAGUGGGUCAAAGAGAAGCUGAGCAAUCACCUGGUGCCGAAAUAUAUUUUCUGGGUCAAAGAGUACCCGAAGACAGCGAGUGGGAAGAUCCAGAAGUUUAAGUUGAGGGAGAUGGGGUUGGAGAUGUUGAAAGGGGCAGAGAUUAGACGGCAGAGGGAGAAGUAAGGUCGCUGUUGAUAGAUGAGAAUUUAAUCGUAUUCAGAAUUGAGUAUUCGGUGUUGGUUUUGUGACUUGGAGAGCGGUGUAGAGGGGAAAUGGGACACAGCGCCGAAGGAAAAAGUGGGGGAAAGGAGGGAUUCUUGUGAGGUCUCGGUUAAAAAGGGGAAGUCUUGAC